This is a messenger RNA of Medioppia subpectinata, 216 nucleotides long. NCBI's taxonomy places the organism in Eukaryota, Metazoa, Arthropoda, Arachnida, Sarcoptiformes, Oppiidae. The record is from the annotation of a GenBank genome assembly.
AUGACUAGAAAUAUAGCGUUGAAAUGUAGAGGAGAGACAAAAGUGGGCAACGGAUCCGACAAACUCAUAAGAUUCUGUAUAUCAAAAGUCAUUGGAGAGCAGAUUGGGACUGAUAUUCUCCGACUACUAAUAAAAAAGGAAUCGCCAAAAGCGAGUCACAAACAAGUGGUGCCGACUUUCUUCCAGCGCCCCGUAAUAUAUCGGUUGUACUCAUCC